Molecule: messenger RNA, 967 nt
Organism: Hypanus sabinus (Atlantic stingray)
Lineage: Eukaryota; Metazoa; Chordata; Chondrichthyes; Myliobatiformes; Dasyatidae
Exons: 6
Coding region: 1-864 (287 amino acids)
Biological process (GO): regulation of apoptotic process
Source: RefSeq, a predicted model, not a curated record
AUGUCUCGACCGCUCGGCAAUCGGAAGAAGAAAGUGACAUUUGGGGAGCAACUAACUUACCGUCAGGCCACGGCAGAAAGCGCUCAUCGCCAUGGCAAUGCGAUCCGGUCCCACUUCGUUUUCCUUCUCAAAGAGCUAAAGUUAUCUUCUCCCUUUUACCGGGCUUUGAAGGAGAAGGAUGUCGUAACCACCGAGCAAGUGGGACAGAUUGAGUUAGAAAACUUGCCAGAACUGAAGGUGGCCAAACUACUUGAGAUUGUUCAAAAUGCUGAUAGCCACGUAUUCAAGUCAUUUUGCCGAGUUCUUGGUGAGAUGGGAUACUGGUACCUAGCGCAGAGUCUUCAAACUGCCUCUGAAGAGAAAAAAUGGACAUCUUCUACAGGUGCCUCCAAGUCAACACAGCUGACAGUGAGAGACUGGAACUUAGUGAAGCUCCAUCAUCCAAUCCUUGAGCCAGAACAUAUGUCUAUAUACGAUAAGCAGCGCUUGAAAGAAAACUUUCUGCUUUCCAAAGAAGCUAAUAAAAAUCUAAAGGAAGACAACCUGGAGUUGGGUCAAAAAGUGAUACUUAUGAGGGAAGAAUAUUUACAAAGGUUGCAAGUACUUGAAGAAGAAUUGGCUUCCGUGACUCAUGAAAGAGAUACAAGUGUGAAGGAACGUAAUAUCACAAUCCUGGAAAUUAAAGAACUACAAAAUCUCAACCAUGAACUUCAGGAGCUAAUAAUAAAGCUUGAAAAUUCUAAGAUUAAUGCUACACACAAGUAUCCUAAAUACAGUGUUGAGAUGGUCCCUGUACCACCAUUGACUGAUGGGCAAAUAAGUCUGCUGCUUACCUUCAAUCAAUAUGGACAAAUAAGUGAUUAAUAUAAUGCAACUGCAUUGAAUACUUUACCAUUGCACUGUUGCCUGUGACACUAAAUGAAGUAUCAGUCAGCAUGUUUAGAAGGAAAUCUAACUGAAGAAUAAA